Messenger RNA from Kwoniella botswanensis, 3366 nucleotides. RefSeq lists its product as uncharacterized. Gene Ontology annotation, cellular component: nucleus. The record is from RefSeq and is a predicted model, not a curated record. The transcript has 20 exons. Gene Ontology annotation, biological process: nucleotide-excision repair. Bases 1 to 3366 code for a protein of 1121 amino acids. Gene Ontology annotation, molecular function: ATP binding; ATP-dependent chromatin remodeler activity; metal ion binding. Lineage: Eukaryota; Fungi; Basidiomycota; Tremellomycetes; Tremellales; Cryptococcaceae.
AUGCCACCGCGUAGAUCGACUCGUCACUCCUUACCUACUCCUGCUCACUCUACUACCUCUUCUACCCCAGGUAAGACGGAUAAAUCGGUGGCAAAUGGAGAUAGCUCCAUCAUUUCCAGCGCCAAAACAAAAGAUAAAAAAUCAGCUGUCCAACCGGAAACUCCGACUAGUUUAGAGGACGAAGAUUCCAUCGCUAUCGCUUUGGGAUCUGAGAUCAGUGAGGGCAGCGAAGAAGGAAUCGUAGAAUACGGAGUCAAAGAAGAAUCGCCCGAAUCACCUUUCACCUCUACCACCGAACCAUCUUCGUCAAAACGAUACAAACUGGAAUCUGUCACUCUUCCUAGCAGAAGAUCCAAGCUGGGUUUGGACAAAACUGACAGUGCGGAUAAUAUGACGCUCGAAUCGCCUACCAAUAGCAGAGGAGGUCAGGCCAAUGGUAAUGGGCUAGUCAAAGUAGAGAACGAAGAUGUUGAAAUGAAAGACGAACCAGAGCAAGAAGAAUCCAAACCCUCCACAUCACGCUCACGAAAGGGUAAAGCCAGAGUUGAUCCAGCCGAACAAGCACCAUUCAACAUUGGUAAAUUCUCCUCCGUAUCCAAAGCUCAAACCUCAGAUCUCGAGUUCGAUGCUCCGAAAACUACUCGGGGUAGAUUGCCCAGAGCGAGUAAAGGUAAAGCCAAGAAAGAGUUGACUCCACCUUUGACCGACGAAGAAACUGAGUUUGAAGAAGAUGCUGGGUACGCCAUGGAUAGUGAUGAAGAGGAGAAACAACUCAAACAAGCUAUCAAAGCUUCUGCCCAAAAAUCCAAAACUAGAUCCAACGCUUCUAACAGUGGGACAAGUACGCCUACGAAAAGUACAAGAAAGACAAAGGGGAACCAAGCUGCUUUAAGAGCCGCUGUAGCUAAAGCUGCGGAAAAACGGUUCAAAGGUACCAACGGUACCAACACCCCUUCAACCCGAGGUGGAGAUAUGACACCUCGUUCAGAAGCUGCGACCGACAUGACACCCUUAUCAGAUGAUGACUCUGGAUUAUCAACUGUCUUAUCCGAUAUAUCAGCCGACGAAGCUCAAAUCACCGACUCUGAAGACGAUGUUUCUGAUCUAGACUUUUCAUCGGACGAUUCAUUAGAUGUCAAACCUCGUAAGAAACCUCGUAAAUCCGGUGAAAAUGGUAGAUUCGCAGGGAAAGGACGAUCAUUAGCUGAUGGGAAAUGGAUCGAAGAAUUGGCUGAUGAGCUGGGAUCCGAAGGUGAAGGAUUAGAUCCUGAUGAAAUGAAGAUGAUGAAUCUCAGAAAGAUGAGGGAGAAAGCGAGAUUGGAACGAAAACGAUAUGAAGAAGCUGCUGCGCCUAGGAAGAAGAAGGAGAAGGAGUUGAGUCAAAAAUUGGGUAGGAAAUUGACGAAUGGUGAGAAGAAUCUGGUGGCUCUCAGUAUGAGCCAUCCUGAACUUGAGGAUGUAUGGGGAGAUCUUCAAGCCAACGUCGAACCUGUUAAACCGGUAACAAUGGAAGCCCAUCCGUCAUUGAAACUAACCCUGUUACCGUUCCAGAAAGAAAGUUUGUACUGGAUGAAGAAGCAGGAAGAAGGACCGUGGAAAGGUGGGAUGUUAGCCGAUGAGAUGGGUAUGGGUAAAACAAUCCAAACUAUCGCUUUACUUCUUUCUGAACCCCGAAGAAAACCCUCGUUGGUAGUGGCACCGGUAGUAGCGUUGAUGCAGUGGAAACAUGAGAUCGAAACUCAUGCGGAAGGAUUCACGGUUUGUCUUUGGCAUGGCCAGCAGAGGAUGAAAGCGAAUGAAUUGAAGAAGUACGAUGUGGUCCUUUCGUCUUAUGGUACACUGGAGGCUGCAUUCAGAAGACAACAAAGAGGGUUUAAAAGAGGCAAUAACUUCAUCAAAGAGAAAUCACCAAUGCAUGAAUUUGAGUGGUACAGAGUCAUUCUUGACGAAGCUCAUAAUAUCAAAGAGCGAAGUACGAAUGCCGCCAAAGCCGCUUUCGCACUGCAUGCUACCUACAAAUGGUGUCUCUCUGGUACACCUCUACAGAAUAGAGUGGGAGAAUUGUACUCUUUGGUUCGAUUUUUAGGAGCCGAUCCUUUCAGUCACUACUUUUGUAAGAAAUGUGACUGUAAAUCUUUACAUUGGCAAUUCAAGGACAAACGGACAUGCGAUUCGUGCGGUCAUAAACCUAUGGAUCACGUUUGUUUCUGGAACACUGAGAUUCUCACACCUAUCGCUCGAUACGGUAUAGAAGAAGGUGGACCAGGUCAUACGGCAUUCAAGAAACUCAAGAUCUUAUUGGACAGGAUGAUGCUUAGAAGAACUAAACUUGAAAGAGCAGAUGAUCUGGGAUUACCUCCUCGAACGAUCGUCGUCAGAAGAGAUUAUUUCAGUCCAGCCGAGAAAGAACUGUAUAUGUCUUUGUUCACCAAUGCCAAAAGACAGUUCUCAACUUAUGUCGGUGAAGGUACCGUUUUGAAUAAUUAUUCGAAUAUUUUCUCUCUUAUCACAAGGAUGCGACAAAUGGCUUGUCAUCCUGAUUUGGUCCUUAGAGGUAGAACUGGUGCACUCGUCAAAGACGCUCCAGAAGGGACUGUCUGCAGACUGUGUAAUGAUACGGCAGAAGAUGCGAUCAUGUCCCAGUGUCAUCAUGUAUUCGACAGAGAAUGCAUAAGACAGUAUCUCGAAGUCAAACAAGCCAGAGGGCACAAGCCGGAAUGUCCCGUUUGUCAUAUCGAGAUUUCGAUCGAUCUCGAAGCUGAAGCGCUGGACCUGGAAGAUAAUAAUAAGAAAGCUCGACAAGGUAUAUUGAGUAGGUUGGAUUUACAAAACUGGCGAUCGUCAUCCAAGCUUGAGGCGUUAGUCGAAGAAUUAGAGAGAUUGAGGAACAAGGAUUGUACAAUCAAAUCGCUUGUUUUCUCUCAAUUCGUCUCUUUCCUUGAUUUGAUAGCUUUCAGAUUACAACGAGCUGGGUUCAAUAUCUGUCGAUUGGAAGGUGGUAUGACGCCCCAGCAACGAGAUGCGACCAUCCAGCAUUUCAUGAACAAUACCCAUGUUACUGUGUUCUUGAUCUCCUUAAAAGCUGGAGGUGUGGCUUUGAAUCUGACAGAAGCAAGCAUGGUAUUCAUGAUGGACAGUUGGUGGAACCCUUCAGUGGAAUAUCAAGCGAUGGAUCGUAUCCACAGAUUAGGUCAGAAGAGACCUGUCAAAGUGGUCAAAUUGGUGAUCGAAGAUAGUAUCGAAGAUCAGAUCGUACAGCUACAACAUAAGAAACUGGCUAUGACUGAAGCUGCGCUUAAUAAAGAUCCUGAUGCAGCAUUGGGUAAAUUGACUGUUGAGGAUUUGGGUUUCUUGUUUAAGCUGUAG